AAUACUAACCUAUUUAGGCAGUGUACGUCAAUCCACCAAUGGUGGGGGCUUGCAGCAAGGGUCCUUACAAUGCUGGGCUGGACCACGGGAAAUUUUAAAGCUUUGCGAAGACUGCUGCAAAAAGUUAUCACAGAACGCCAAACACGCCCAAUUCUGAUCGCGCAAUAAUAAUAAUCACACAAUGAACAGAGCUAAGAAGAGGAAGCUGCUAGCUGGUGGCGCAUCGCUGUCAUCGAAACGGACAAAAACGUCGUCUGUCCCCCAUAAAUCCGGCAAAUCUAAGAGAGCGAAGCGAUCUGUCGGCAUUGAUUCCCUACCAUGGAGCAAGGCAAAACUCCCGGACAUGUUCAACGACGCUGAAGGAUUUUACGGUCUGGAGGAGGUGGAAGGCAUUGAGGUUGUUCGCGGCGACAACAACAUCGUCGAGUUUAGAGCAGCCGUGCCGUCUGAGGAUGAGAGCGAUGGAGCCGGUGAGAACAGCAAGACCGUCGACAACAGCGGUGAUGAAUUCGAAGGAUUUGACGAUGAGCCAUCUGCCUUAACUGAACCUACGGUAGAUGUGUCCUCAGAAGCCUCCAAACCAGCACCCAAAAAGCCUGAGAAAGAGCCCAAAAAGAAGCCGAAUAAGAAGUCGAGUGCGAAAGAAGACAAUGAACUGGAAACAAACGUUUUCGCAGGGUUAGAUGCCGUGGACGAACCUCAGGAUGAUCUUGACUUAUCCGAAUGGGUAAAACUAGACCUCUCUGCAGGAGUUCUGUCGUCGCUAGCCAAGUUGAAAUUCUCUAAGCCUACGGCGAUCCAGACCGCAGCUAUACCUGAUAUUCUGGCUGGCCAUGAUGUAAUAGGGAAAGCUUCUACCGGAUCUGGAAAGACCUUGGCUUUUGGGAUACCCAUUGUUGAGAAGUGGCUAGACUUAGCAGGAGAAGACAGCGCUGAGACGGAAACGAAAACCCCCUUGGCCUUGAUCCUCUCCCCCACCAGAGAACUGGCCCAUCAACUUACAGAUCAUAUCAAGAACCUAUGUAACGGUCUUCCAACCUCACCGUAUAUCUGCUCCAUUACCGGAGGGCUUUCAGUGCAGAAGCAGCAACGCCAGUUGGCCAAGGCCGACAUCGUGAUCGGAACACCUGGUCGGUUAUGGGAGGUUCUGAGCUCAAGUGCUGAAGUCAUGAGUUCUUUUAGAGGCACCAGCUAUCUGGUGAUAGAUGAAGCAGACAGGCUUCUAACCGAAGGUCAUUUCAAAGAAGCUGAGGAGAUUAUCAGUGCCCUUGAUCGUGUUGAAGUAGAUGAAGGGGAAGAGGACGCCGAUCCUUCACCCAGACAGACACUCGUCUUCUCUGCAACAUUCCACAAAGGCCUUCAGCAGAAGCUAGCUGGUAAGGGAAAAUUCAACCUAAUGAACCAGGAAGACUCAAUGGAAUAUCUUCUCAAGAAAUUGAAUUUCCGUGAGGAGAAGCCCAAAUUUAUCGACGUCAAUCCGGUAUCCCAGAUGGCCGAGGGGUUGAAGGAAGGCUUAGUGGAGUGUGGUGCAAUGGAGAAAGAUCUAUACCUCUAUGCGCUGUUACUGUUAUACCCCAAUGUGCGCACGUUGGUAUUCACCAACUCUAUCAGCGCAGCCCGACGUAUUUCUCCAAUGCUACAGAACCUGAAAAUAACCUCACAUCCAUUACAUUCACAAAUGGCCCAAAAAGCCCGCCUACGGUCUAUUGAGCGCUUUACUAGCACGCCCGCCGGCCAGUCCUCCGUCUUGAUCGCAACAGAUGUUGCUGCACGUGGCCUCGAUAUACUCAAUGUCGACCUCGUUGUGCAUUACCACGUACCCCGCGACGCUGCCGCGUACGUACAUCGGUCGGGACGUACGGCGCGUGCAGCCAAAACCGGUCUGAGCAUCUUGCUCUGUGCACCAGAGGAAGUGAUCCCAACCAGACGUCUCAUCGCCAAGGUACACUCGGAAAGAAAGACUUCGAGGAAGAACCUGUUCGUGCAGACCCUAGAUAUGGAUCGAAAGUUAGUAGGCCGCCUAAAGCCACGCGUAACGUUGGCCAAAAAGAUCGCAGAUGCCGGGCUAGCUAAAGAAAAAGGCGGGAAAGACGACGAGUGGAUGCGCAACGCGGCGGAAGAGCUCGGUGUAGACUACGACAGCGACGAGUUAGAACAGGCUAGUAAUUGGGGUGGACGCGGUGGCGGCCGCAAGAAGAAACAGCAGGAAGCUAGGGAGAUGACGAAAGCCGAGCUAGGCGCUAUGCGUGCCGAGCUUCGAGAUCUACUCUCGAGGCGUGUCAAUGCCGGCGUGAGCGAGAAGUAUAUCGCAAAUGGUCUUGUCGACAUUGAUGAGCUCUUGAGAGGAGCCGAGGGUAACUUCCUUGGCAAGGUUGGGACUCUCGAUAUCUCAACCUUGUAGUUAUUGUCUCGAAUCAUAUCCAUGAGAAGAAUAAGAUUCCAAACUUCGAAUUCAACAGGACAGCGUCACAUAAGAACCAUAUGUAAUGCUACAUGGUAACUAAAAGAUGUAUGUUGUGUUCUUGUGUACUAAUCUAAGGACUAGGGUAGUUAUCUUAAGACUUAAUGGAAAGAAACAAUCAGGUUCAAAGGUGGUUUACUCAGCUGCAUCUAUAGCCGAAAAUGCAGUGGGUUUCUUUCCUGAUUUACCUCAGGUUAUUCGUACGAAGCCUCACAGUGAAAUCAUGCGUUGGUACGUUAUGGUUAGCUAGCUUAAUUUUGUUCAAGGCAAUGUCUCUGUGUAAUGCGAGAAUCGAAGAGAAGAGCAUGCCACAUCCCUUAUUAGUAACGCCGACACUUGCUCUCACUUAUUCUCCUGCUUCGUUUUCACAUUUUCUGGUGAUUUGGCCGUCCUCGACGUCGAUCACGGGGAUGUACGAUCGACGUUAAGAGUUAGGGGAAGAAUUGGGGGGGAAGCGUUAAGCUAUAACCUUUGUCAGCAGACUAUCUAGUUACGAUACUUGUCAGAAACUGUGGAUGCUCUUCGGUAGUCCUUCGAUGAGACUGGGUCUCGCCGUUCGUUUUACAUAUCUAUAUACGCAAGGUGUUUUGGG
Molecule: messenger RNA, 3053 nt
Organism: Xylaria bambusicola
Lineage: Eukaryota; Fungi; Ascomycota; Sordariomycetes; Xylariales; Xylariaceae
Product: P-loop containing nucleoside triphosphate hydrolase protein
Exons: 3
Coding region: 182-2401 (739 amino acids)
Cellular component (GO): nucleolus
Molecular function (GO): RNA helicase activity; ATP binding; nucleic acid binding
Source: RefSeq, a predicted model, not a curated record